Messenger RNA from Salmo salar (Atlantic salmon), 1267 nucleotides. RefSeq lists its product as uncharacterized. Gene Ontology annotation, biological process: response to bacterium. The record is from RefSeq and is a predicted model, not a curated record. NCBI's taxonomy places the organism in Eukaryota, Metazoa, Chordata, Actinopteri, Salmoniformes, Salmonidae.
UCAAGACAAGUUGUGAAGAGGAUGACAACUUUAAAGAUGAUCACAAUGUGUCUGAUAUUUCCACAUCUCGUAGAGAUGGUUGAUGUGCUAGCUGGAACUGAGUCUUCAUCCAUACAUCAAGAGAGUGGUCUCAUGUUAGCCAACGUUGGAGACACAGUAAUUUUGCACUGCUUUCAUGAAAGUGACAUGGCAGUAUUGUUCUCUUGGUACAAGCAAACCUUGGGAGAUAAACUUCAGCUCUUCUCAACUGUCAAUAAGUAUGACAGGAAUGCAAUAUUCUACCAUGAGUUUAAGGAUAACCCUCGCUUCUCAGUGGAAAAUGGCCAAGAAAAGAAUCACCUAAGGAUCUCAGACAUGCAGCUGUCAGAUUCAGGCACUUACUACUGUGGGAGCUCUUACAGCAAUAAGAUGGAGUUUGGAGAAGGAGCCAUUCUCAUUGUAAAAGCUUCAGGGUCCAGAAACAUGACUGUGCUCCAGCAAUCUGUGUCCGAGACGGUCCAGCCAGGAGACUCUGUGACUCUGAAGUGUACAAUACACACUAAGACCUGUGCAGGAGAUCACAGUGUCUAUUGGUUCAGACAUGGCUCAGGAGAAUCCCAUCCAGGAAUCAUUUACACCCAUGGAGACAGGAGUGAUCAGUGUAAGAAGAGCCCUGAGGCUGGGUCUCCUACACAGAGCUGUGUCUACAACCUCCCCAAGAGGAACCUCAGCCUCUCUGAUGCUGGGACUUACUACUGUGCUGUGGCCUCAUGUGGGGAGAUACUGUUUGGGAAAGGGACCAAGCUGGACAUUGAGGGCCAUAGAGCAGACCCUCUUCUCUUGGUGUACUGCCUGGGUGUAGCAUUGGCUCUUUCGUUCAUCCUGAUCAUUGUCCUUGCUUGCAUCAUGUACAAGAUGAACAAGAGAAAGUGCAGAGAACUGGUCUAUCAGACAAGAGGUCCUACAGUUUCCCAGUCAGACGCAGGGGCCCAAGAUGGAGACAGUCUCCAUUAUGUGGCUCUGAAUCUGAGCAACAAGAAGAACAGGUGUAGAAGACAGAGAAGCAACAUGGAGGAAGAGACGGUGUACUCUGGGAUCAGACAGUAGAACUGGAUGAAUGACACAGUUGUCAUUGUAUGCAAGAUACCUCUUUAAAAACUUGCUCUAUAUGAAUGCUUCAAUAAAAUGUGAUAAACUCUUUCAAGUGUAAUAUAAAGUACAAAUAAUUGAAUGUAUUGCUUCUCUGUCCAACUCAUUUUACAUCUGAUUUGCAUGUGUAAAGAAAAAU